GGUUUACGACCGCUAUAUCGUCGAUAUCGAACCGUCAGUGAACCGAAUGCAACCAGUGAUACUGCUCAGGCGCCUUCAUCAGACCCCAGCGGUGGUGGUGAUGGAACACGUCAACGACAAGGUGGUCGCCGACCCAGAGGAUUCCGUCGACGUGGCGGUGGCGGUGGCGGUCGUGUCAGAUCAAAUCAAAAUGAUUCACGCGCUACUGAAGAUGGUCAAGAGAACGAUUCUCCCAAAACAAAUGGUGCUGCUACGGACGGCGAAGGUCGAUCUGCUAACGAAGGUGGUGCGCAAGGCGAUUCGCCAAAUCGUGCAGUCCCUCGCCAGCGACGUCGUCCACAGCGUCGAGGAGUUCGUCAUCGUAGCGCACCAACAGAAGGCGAAACUACUGCUGGCGAAUCACAAGGUGAUGGUGGGGAGACUUCGGGCGAAGCACAAGGUCAUGUGCACCCUCGGGAUUUGCGAAAUCAAGGGCGGCCUUUCAGACGUCCCUUCCGUGUUCGAGGCGGGAGUUUCCGUUAUGUAAAUGGAUACUCAAAUGUUUCUGGUAAAUAUGGUGAGCAGAAUGACUCUGCCGGUCACGGCCCGCGCCAGAAUCAGUUCAACGGGAGGAACGGGUAUGAUCGAAAUGGUGGAAUGCCGCGUCGACGGGGUUACGGCUAUCGUGGUACUCGACGCCGGCGACCCGAUCAAGAAGGACGGGUCACAAAUGGAGAUCAUUCGGUGGAUGAGGAACAAACCGGGGUGAAGAAUGCCCCGAUUUCGCAAGACGCUAAUGGGCAAUUGACCAAGCAGAUAGAACAAAUGGAUCUAAAUGGUGCAGCUCCACCCGUGUCUGUGCCUGAGAAAGCGGAACCAAAUGUGGGGACUGAUGCCGCGGGAAAGUAG
Molecule: messenger RNA, 888 nt
Organism: Echinostoma caproni
Lineage: Eukaryota; Metazoa; Platyhelminthes; Trematoda; Plagiorchiida; Echinostomatidae
Source: the annotation of a GenBank genome assembly